GAAGAUCCCAAUAUGUUGAGUUUUAUUGAUGGAGAGAUGGCAAAGAAGAAGGGCAAGAAAGUGGAAGUGCCGCCGGAUGAAGUCGAGAAUGAGUUACAGCGAGCCGAGGAUGAGUUGUAUAAGAUACCUGAUCAUCUUAAAGUGAAAAAGCGAAACUCGGAAGAGAGCUCGACUCAGUGGACUACUGGGAUAGCCGAGGUUCAGCUCCCCAUCGAAUAUAAGCUGAGAAAUAUUGAGGAAACUGAGGCUGCAAAGAAGUUUUUGCACGAGAAGCGGCUUGUGGGACAGACAAAAUCAGAGUUUAGCAUCCCCUCAAGUUACAGUGCUGAUUAUUUCCAGCGUGGCAGGGAUUAUGCUGAAAAACUUAGAAGAGAACAUCCUGAGCUCUACAAAGACAAAAGUUCACAAGACAAUGGUGGUGUUCCCAAACAAAAUGAUACUGGCACAGACACAGCAGGACAAAGGCAAGCUGCGACAGAUGAGUUCAUGCUUGAGCGCUUCCGCAAAAGAGAGCGCCACCGUGGAAUGCGGAGAUAAGUUGCACAUACUACAAUCUCCAAGAUGAAUGGAACUUUAUCCGAAAAGAGUCAAGAGUGGGUUCUGAACUUGUCAUUCUUUUGGUAUGUGAAGUAUGCAUUUUAUGCCACAAUUACUCAUGUUGCUCAAGACCAUUACAUCUAAUUAAGUUUUUGAUAUAAUUUCGAAAUCCAGGCUUCUUUCAUGAUAGUGUUGAACCUGGAUGGCCCUUUCCUGGAAGGCGUGCUUGCGCUUUCUGGUUUCUUCUGUUCAUAUUGAGAAUCAGGUCUUGCACUGAGAAAUUGUGGUUGCGUUCUCAUCAACAAUUGUUGCAAUCAUUGACCUUGAUUUUCUGUUUUUAUGGCAUCCUAAUGCUUCGAUUCUCUAUUAAAUUCCAUGAUAUAUCUGUACGAAAGUGUAAUUACCAUGU
Molecule: messenger RNA, 946 nt
Organism: Fragaria vesca subsp. vesca
Lineage: Eukaryota; Viridiplantae; Streptophyta; Magnoliopsida; Rosales; Rosaceae
Exons: 5
Coding region: 13-537 (174 amino acids)
Biological process (GO): mRNA splicing, via spliceosome
Cellular component (GO): spliceosomal complex
Source: RefSeq, a predicted model, not a curated record